Molecule: messenger RNA, 3015 nt
Organism: Culex pipiens pallens (northern house mosquito)
Lineage: Eukaryota; Metazoa; Arthropoda; Insecta; Diptera; Culicidae
Exons: 4
Coding region: 53-1318 (421 amino acids)
Source: RefSeq, a predicted model, not a curated record
GCAACCACUUGCACUUCAAAACUCGUCACUUUUGCACGAAAACCAACCAACGAUGGACAAGCCGAAGAAGAUUAACCGAUCAAACAGCGACCAUGCAGCACUGGUGAACCGCGGUUCCAAGGGUUCCGCCGCUCGCAAUCCUGCCGAGAAGCCACCAGGUGCCCUGGCCUCCACCAAGUCGGCCAUCAAUCUCUCGAAACCGGUGACCGUCGUCAAGUCGUCGUCACGCAGCAAAUUCCCGGUGAAAAAGUUGUUUGCGGAAGUUCCGCCAAAGACGACCGCGGCCGCAGCCGAAUCGGCACUUCCGUCGGAGGUCACUCCGAGGAAGCAGUUCUUCCCCGCGAUGGAAAAGUCCCGCACGAUGAUCGAGAUGGGCUCGCCGGCGAAGGUCAAGCCGGAACAGGGGGAGUGGGCGUCGACUACGGCCCUGGCCGGUUCCGGAAGUGGGUGCGAGGGUGGGAUGAGGAGUUCCAACACGAGCAAGUUGGUUUACGAGACGGCAUUCCGGAUGUUGCUCAAGUGUUGGCGCGACAAGAAGAAGCAGAUAAGCCGACUUAAUGCGCAGCUCAGUCACAAGGACAAUACUUCCAUCAAAUACCGGAACCAACUGCACACGAUUCAAUCUCUGUACCAAAACGAGUGCAAGAACCAUGAAGCCGCUAGAAACGAUCUGCGAUCGACGAAAAAGAAGCUGGAAACGCUCAAAACCAAUCUCCUAGAGGAGAAAACGUCCCACCUGUCGAAAGUCUCCGAGCUGGAAGCGUCCGUAAUCCAGCGGGACAAGCUGCAGGAGCAGUUGUCCAAGAUCGAAGGGGACCUGGCCAAGGCCAUCAUCAACUGGCACAGCUUCGAGUACCGGUCCAAGGAGUACGAGGAACGGUGUGACCAGUUGGAGAGUGAGAAGAAGGAGCUGUUGAAACAGAUUGAUCAACUUGAGGAAAACUUCAAAAAUUUCGAGCGAGACUAUGAAAACUCGUUGCAGGUGCAAACCAACAGUAACAAGGUGUACGAGGUUCGAUUGGAACACCACCAAAAGUUGCUAGAGGAUGCUAAAAAUCAACUGGAGCUGCGUGAAUCAGACUGCGAGCUGCUGAAGGAGUGGAACGUCCGGCUAGCGGAGGAACUGGCCGCGGUCAAGGGCAGCUAUCACGCGACCUACGGCUAUCGAGUGCGGCAGUUUUUCACCAAUUUGCCCCGCAAGCCCGGGUUUUACGUUCAAUACGCGCUGUAUUUGUUUGUCCAGGGCGUUCCGGUGCCUCGGAGUCGCGGAAAGCGGGUUCUUCGGCAUGGGCAGGCCGUGCGACGGAUGAUUGCUUGAUUUGAGAGUGGUUUGAAAUUUGGUUUAUUUGAUAUUUUUAGUUUUUAUCGAUUUUUUGAUGAUGAUGCUCGGCAUUGAGGUAUGUGAUAUUUUUUAGUGAUCUAGAUGAUAUGAAAUAAAUAUUAUAACAAAACAAAAUAACUUUUUUUUUUGUUUAAAUUGUAAUGGAUUUGUGAUAUUCCAGGAAUUGCUUCAAAUUUGUUACUGAGGAAUAAUAAAUGGGUUUUGUUUAUUUGGUUGUAUUUUCAUCUUUAGUAUUUCAAAUAGCUGUACGUUUGAAUCGCUCAUGGAAUAAUACUCAUUGGUUUCAGCAGACUAAAAUGGGUUCAGGAAACUGUUUCUAAACAAGGAAAUCGAACGCUUUGGUUAAUGUUUCGUUUCUAACUUAGUAGGCGGCUUGCCUGCAAAACUGAAACACUGGAAGCUUUUUUCUCCUCUCUUUUUCGCAAUGUCUGAAAGCUUUCGACCAUCCGAACGAACGCUACAAUUUUAUCGCGCAUGCAUAGUAGGCGAGGGGGAGCUUUUCCCUAUCCCAACUCAACUAGCGACACCUUUGUUCUCAACGCUUGCUGCGAUCGAGGUUAAACUCUUGGAACAUAAACUUUUGAUGGCUUUUUUGUGUAGCUUGCUUGAAUUAUCACAGAAUCAGAGUUUUAUUUUUGUGUGUUUGUUUUCGGAUUCUAUUUGUUAGUAAUUAUUACAAGUUUGUUAUUAUUCUUUUUGGAAUGAAUUGUUAGGGUUCUUUGCUCAACCGUUUCCUCUCGUUUUGUAGAUUGAAAUUCAAAGAAAAAAUAAAAUGGACAGUAUAUAUUCCGUAUAUGUAGAAUACUAAGCUUUCUAACGCUUUGUAACAUUCGGUUCAUUUAUGGCUUCCCGCGAUGGCUGAUACGUUUCGAGUGAUUUUUUUUUCUUCGAUGAGUCAAUAACGGUUGAUUCUACUAAACGCGCUGCACUGCUCCUAAUCGGCUACGAAUCACAUGUUUGUAUUAUUUUUCAUUGCUACUAGUAUAACUUACAUGCUGCUGUUUUUUUUAAUUUACUUCUACACAAUUCAACACACAUUGCUGUGCCUGUUUUUAUCAAAGUUGUUACUUUUUAUUAAAUUGGUAAUUUCUAAACAUCCCUACAAUUUCAUUUUGUUAAGGCGCAUUUUUCAAAUUUGAAUGAGAUCUCGCUUUCUUUUUUUCAUUUUGGCACUAUUUUAAACAAUUACGCGCGCGCAGGGAGGGAUUUGGGGGGAAAAACUGCUGGCAUCACAACUUUACUACGAGAUACUUCACUACACGAUUUAUGUCAUUUUUGGCACAACAUGUUUAAAAACCAACCUCGGUUUUGUGCCUCCUCGUCAAAAACUAAUGAGGGUUGUGUGUGUGUGUGAAACUGCAGCUAGGCAAAUCUAUUUUUUUGUUCUUUUUUUCGAAGAAGGCUCUUAUUAGGGUAUGAUGGAUAAAACUUGGAAAAUGUUGUCUAGUUACCUACUCUGGAGAGGGGGCAAAUGCUACGGAUUACAAAUUAGUUUUCGGUUAGUAGUUUUCUGUUCUUCCCUUUCAACUGGGACAAUUGUUGGACAAAUGUUACGGAAUUGACAAAUAUGUUUUCUCUUGUCUGCGUAUGAAAUAGUUUUGGUCUUUUCAUGGUUUUUCAACAAAUUUGCUUCAAAAGUUUGUGCUUUCUUGUGACAAUUGGAACUCUUUCUU